Molecule: messenger RNA, 852 nt
Organism: Hansenula anomala
Lineage: Eukaryota; Fungi; Ascomycota; Saccharomycetes; Phaffomycetales; Wickerhamomycetaceae
Gene: FMP10
Product: Fmp10p
Exons: 1
Coding region: 1-852 (283 amino acids)
Source: RefSeq, a predicted model, not a curated record
AUGUUUUUAAGAAGUGUGAAGAGUUUAAAGAUUAGUGGUGGCUGUUCUGGUGCUUUGUUUAGAAGAAUUGGCUCGAAAUCUGUGCGUUUCAACUCAACAAAUGCCUCAAUCAAUCCAAAUGUGAUUACGCCUGGGGAAAGUGGAAAAGGUAAUGAUAAUAACAAUAAGAAUGAUGGUAAGAAAUAUUCGUCAAAUAUCCCAUUUUAUAUUACUGCAUUGAUCCUUGGGGUUGCCACUGCUCAGUAUUUACCAAUCAGCUCAAUUGCUAAAUUCUUAAUCAGUGAAAAACUACCAAAACCAAAUACGCCUGAAGCUGAAGAGUUUAAAGCAAGCUUGGAGAAAGAGUUGGAGAAAUUACCAAUUUACAAAGAGCUGUGUGCAGACCCAAACUAUGAACCUGUUAGAGCUUGGAACUAUGUUGAUUCAAAUACCUUAAAUCAAUUAAUAACUAGUGGAACAUUAUCAACUCCUGGUGGGUUUGCUAUUAAACCGAUUUUAUUUUUCAACAAGUCUAAAAAGGAAUCAGUUUCAAUAUACCAUGUUGGUGAGAAGCUUUGUGGAUAUCCCUUCUUAGUGCAUGGUGGUAUAUUGGCCACGAUAUUGGAUGAAAUUUUGAAAAGAACUUCAACCUUUAGCUUUGGAUUAGAUCCUUUGGAGAAUUAUUUUCCUGAUAAAAUCAAAACUAAAAACAUUGAAUUACAAUACAAAUUCCCAACCGUUGCUAAUAGUUUCCUUGUUGUUAGAUGUAAAGAUGAUGGGGAGAAAGUGGAUGGUAGAAUUGAAACACUAGAUGGGAAAUUAUUAGUUAAAGGCUCAGGAACAUUUGAAAAAAGAACUGGUUUAUUCAAAUGA